UGAAGCACUGCCAGACCGUGGUCCUCUCGGUGCAGGACCAUCAAGGUCAACAGACCAUCAUAGAUGAACUCCUCCAGAAGCUCAAGGGAGACAACGCAGGACUGCGGCUGGCUUCGUCCACCCUGCUUCAGGUCUACUGCAGCAAGACCAGCUGCAGCUACGCAGAUUAUGUACCUCAACUACAGAGGGCGCUCAUCCAGUCGUUCAACGAUCCUGAAACCAGGGUGUUGGAGAUGAGCUGGGAGGCCCUCAAUGCUGUAACAAAGAGCUUGAGUGCAGCAGAGCAGAUGGGUCAUAUUGGAUCUGUACGUCUUGCUGUGCGGUAUGCUGCAGAGGAUUGCAAACAUGAUGAACUACCUGGCUUCUGCCUUCCAAAGAAGGGUAUCACACCGGUCCUUCCAUACUUCCGAGAAGGCAUCCUGUCAGGGUCACCGGAGGUCAAGGAGCAAGCAGCCCUGGGGUUAGGUGAGGUCAUUCAACGGACCAGCAUCACUGCCCUCAAACCUCAGGUAGUAGCCAUCACUGGACCUCUGAUCCGUGUCCUGGGUGACCGCUUCGCUUGGAACGUCAAGGUGGCCAUUCUACAGACCUUAGGGCUGCUCAUCGCUAAAGUUGGUGUGCUACUGAAAGCUUUCCUGCCACAGCUUCAAACCACGUUCAUCAGAGGCUUGACCGAUGCUAACAGGGCGGUCAGGUUAGAAGCAGCUGCAGCCCUCGGGAAGCUGGUGGUCAUUCAUGCCAAGGUGGACCCUCUCUUCACAGAGCUCCAUAAUGGCAUCAAGAACACUGACAAUGAUACAGGUGUUAGGGAGACAAUGCUCCAAGCUUUGAGAAUGGCAAUAACGGGUGCUGGGACCAAGAUUGGUGAUGCUAACAAGAAAGCUCUCCUAACAACUCUAAUCAGUAACCUUUCAUCAACAGAGAAUAACAUUAGGAUAUCUUCAGCAGGGUGUCUAGGGGCAUUGUGUAAAUUCUUUAGUGAUGAAGAUCUGGAAGACAUCCUCAACAGUAGACUACUCGUAAAUGAACCGAAUCAGAACUGGAUGCUGCAUCAUAGUUGCGCCCUCACUCUGUCAGUCAUGCUCAGAGACUCACCAGAGAGAGUAACGGGUGAUGGUAGAUCGGCAAAGGUUCUUGAGGUCAUGAUCAAGAAUUCAUUGAAUGACAGGAUACCUGUGUGUGUGGCUGGUGUUCGAGGUAUGGGCUUCUAUCUAAAACACUGCGUUGCAACUGGUGGACAGGUCCCGCAGUCCCUCAUCUCUGCUAUGGUCAAGUGUUUCAACCACUCAUCCAACGACGUCAAAAUGGCCAUCGCUCAGAUGAUCUGCCAUGUUGCCUUGACAACAGAAUCACCUCUGGACAUGUCAAUUGUACGAGGGAUACUGGUAGUCUUGGUCAGCAAUACGAAAGACAAGAACACGGCUGUACAGGCCGACAGCGAAUGGGCGUUGGUUGCGCUUCUCAGGCUAAAACAUGGAGAUGAAUUUUUACAGGAAGUGAUGAAAACCCUUGACUCGGUCCCAGCUUCCAACCUCAAUGAUUGCCUCAAGAGAUUACGGAAAGUUGCGGCACAGAACUUCCCAAAAAUAGAUAUCGAUGAAACUGUCUUGCGCUGAUAUUUUCCAAGAUGGUAGUCUUACAUUUUAUCAGGACGCUAUCUAAGUUUCUUUUUUAAUUCUUCAUUUCAAAGGACUGAAUUGACAGUGGAGCACUGCUGUUCAUGGCCAAUAUCACUAUGAUAGCCUUGUGAUGAUAGUUUCAUGACUGGUGAACAUGUACUAGAUAGACUGUGCUAUACUUUCAUAUAUUUCCCGUCCAGCUGCUAUUCAUCACUCAGAAAUGGAAUAGACUCAAUGAGAAAUAUACGACAGCAUAGCUUGUUACGGGAUAAUAACACACCCACUUCAGAGCAUUCAGAUUGUUCCGAUGCUGUUCCGAAGUAAUGUUUGAAAGUUGUUUUUCAUCUGGACAUUGCCCACAAAGAGAAGGCUCGGUAGAGUGCCCCCAAUCAUUGUAAAAUUUGACUUUUGUGCUGUAAAAGGGAAAAUUACACCAAAUUGUGUUCAGGGGCCAUUGCAUCAAUCGAUCCUGGCAUGAUUGAUAAAAAGAGCAUAUGCCGAUAAAAUUCAUUUGAAUUAAAAUUUGAAAACUACAGACUUGAAAUGAGGUGACUGUUUUUUACAAACCGGUCUGAAGAAUUUUCUGAAUGUUUACAAGUCACUGAUAUACAUCAUCAGCAUUUAAAGAUUGUGUAUUACAACAUAUCACAGGGUCUGAUUAUGAACAGCCCAGCUUCUGGGAAAUUGAUGAUAUUUGGACAAAGGUUUUCUUCUUCUUACCAUUUGUAUCAAUUUAUCUUGUUCACCAGCUUUGUCUCAUAAAAAUACAUCAAGAGUUGUAUGGUGCAAUUGUCAAUGAGAAUAUUUGUGUUAUAUUUUUAUGUGUUUCGUUUCAACCAGGAUCAAUCAUGGGUUGUCAUGUUUAGCACAAUAUUUUUGGGAAAUAUUCUUCAUUUUCAUGUACAAAUAUCAAAAUUUUAUGGGAAAUGUUUCAAAAUAGAAUUGAAAUAUUGCAUAAGUUGGACACAUCUGAAAGUAAUGAAUAAUGUGCUCGAAAUUAAUUUAGUCUUUUGUCUUUUAAUCAUGAUGUUUCUUGUUUUUGCCCUCAAAGCAUUAACAUUGUUGGUUAAUGAAAAUAAUCUUAUUCUUCGUGCAUGUUAAUGAGAUCUAUUUGCAAAGUAUUUUGAGACACCAACAUUUGUGUAAAAGCAAAUGUGAUUUCAAAUAUGUUCCACUGACUCUGUUUUGUUUCAAGUUGGAUAAAAUGUGAUGACAGGAAAUCAAUGAUAUACAUUUAGAUCUGUAUUUGAUUUGGGCUUAGAACAUAAACAAAAAUAUAGCCUUUUACAUAUUUGAUGUAAAUUUCCGUUGCUGAAAACAAGAGACCCUUUGAAAGACAACAUUGGUCAAUUUAAUAGGACACAUUUUACAAGAAACAGUUUGGAUGGAAGACAUUGGUCUACAGCCUUUAUCUAGGUAUUUAUUGAUACCUGUAGAUUAUUUUGGGGUGUUAAAGCUCCGAUAUGUGGUAAUUGUUGUGGAUUACAAUUUAAUGGAAUAGUACCUUAGGGGUUCCCCCCCCCCCCCAUGACAUCCAUUUAUCUAGUAGCUCUGACAAAGUCACUGGCUAGUCACAUGUGCAUUUUACAUGAAUAUUUCAGAGAUAAAGAGUAUUAAAAUAUUGCACAGCUUAAAAGUUUUACUUUCGCACACAAAAUAAACUUUAUAAAGUAUAUUGACACGUGAGGAAAUACAUGAAUAUUGUAUGGCAACUGCACAUAAUUACUAUGUUACAAGAUUAUCUAACCAUGUUUAAUGUAUACAUUGCCUGCGUUUAUUAUAAGUGGAAUUUUCUCAGAGUAUAUAUGUAUUUUAAUGUGAGAAGGCUUCUUCCCAUUUUCGUUUGUAUCUCAUUGGCUCACUGAUGUCAUGUGAUUAAAAUCACAGUGGAUAUUACA
Lytechinus pictus (painted urchin) is the source of this 3517-nucleotide messenger RNA. Its product is annotated as stalled ribosome sensor GCN1-like. Gene Ontology annotation, biological process: cellular response to amino acid starvation; regulation of translation. Gene Ontology annotation, molecular function: protein kinase regulator activity. NCBI's taxonomy places the organism in Eukaryota, Metazoa, Echinodermata, Echinoidea, Temnopleuroida, Toxopneustidae. Bases 234 to 1616 code for a protein of 460 amino acids. Gene Ontology annotation, cellular component: cytosol. The transcript has 10 exons. The record is from RefSeq and is a predicted model, not a curated record.